Messenger RNA from Capsella rubella, 1365 nucleotides. RefSeq lists its product as uncharacterized. The transcript has 2 exons. The coding region runs from base 128 to 1204 and encodes 358 amino acids. The record is from RefSeq and is a predicted model, not a curated record. Lineage: Eukaryota; Viridiplantae; Streptophyta; Magnoliopsida; Brassicales; Brassicaceae.
ACAGAAAACCCAAUCUUUGUUAUAAGACACACGACUUCUCUCUUUUUAGAGUCUCGGUCUCUUCUUGUCUUCUUCUUUUUAACUUCCUUUUUCCUUCUUCUGUAAUCUGUUAUUGUCUGAAAAGGACAUGGAUCGUGUAAGUAGUUCAAGUGAUUUACUUAUUGAUGAUCUUCUUGAAGAGUACUGGUUCUUUGAGAACUUAUUCACGAGGAGAUCAGGAGGUUUGAGGUAUUGUCACUCAGAUCCUUACCCUUCUUCUUCUACUACUACUUCGACUUCUGCGGGAGAAAUGGGAGAUUCAGAUUCUUGUAAGGCUCUCGAAGCAUCUUUAAUCAGGGCACCUUCUGUAGAUAGUAGAGAUAGCGGAUCUGAUCAGAUGAAGCUGAGGAGACAGUCCUCUGAAAACAUUAGGGUUCAAGAACCGAGACAACUUGGCUCUUCCUUGCAGAAUAAGGAACAUAUGGUCCUUCCUAAAUCUGGAUCUCGUUCGGCUCCGGGGAAGAUUCAAGAAGCUUCCACAAAACGUGGUUUGAUCCGAGCACCUUCUUUGCCGCCUCAGAUAGAUAAAAGAGAGGUGGACCACGAGGCAAAGAAGAUGAUCAAUAAGCUGACAAGGCAGUUCUCUGAGAAGAUUAGGGUACUAGAACCAAACAAGUCUGGUGAGCUUUUCUUGCAGAAGAAGGAAACUAUGGUACGCGACAAAUGGAUUAGUGAAAGGAACAAAACAAGAAGUAGUAGUAGUAGUAGUAGUAAAAGUAGUGCCAAGAUUUGUUUGCAAAGAACUCAAACGCUGCCAAAUAGCAUGAAAAUAGAAGAAGAUAACGAGGAGGACGAGUUUGAAGAUCAAGAAAGCGACUCAAGAAUGGGAUUCUUGAUCCGUGAAGCCCUCGCUAGCUCACAUAAUGUCUCAAAGGCUUCAAGCAAUCAAAGGCAGAGACCACCAAGAAGCUUGAGAUCAGAAGACACUGUUAUGGUCAAACAAGGAAGCUCAAGUCCCAAAACGCUGCGUAAGACGUUAAGCAGCAUAGAGACAACCAAAGAGAUUCAGAGGCUGAAAGAUUACGAUGGACAACUGGCCGAGCCACGUGUCACAAACGGACAGGCUACACCGCCUAAGGUUCCAAAGGAUUCAAGAAAAGAAAUGAAAGAUCAGAUCAAGUUCUGGGCUCGAGCCGUAGCUACUAAUGUCCGACAAGAGUGCUAGAUUUUGUUUCAGACACUAAUAAACUUGUGUUUCUUUGUAACACUAGUAUCCCGUACAUAUGAUUCUUAUCUUGAUCUCUUUUGUGUCUUUUUCUCUUCUUCUGAAUCCUCCUGAAAUAAUGAGAUUCCUCUGUUUAUGUGAUGAUGAUGUUCUUCUUUCUU